AGAGCGCGGCCGCGGACGAAGAUGGCGACCGCCAUGUACUUGGAGCACUACCUGGACAGUAUCGAGAACCUUCCUUGUGAACUUCAGAGGAACUUCCAGCUGAUGCGAGAGCUGGACCAGAGGACAGAAGACAAGAAAGCAGAGAUAGACAUUCUGGCUGCAGAGUACAUCUCCACAGUGAAGACUCUGUCCGCAGAGCAGCGGGUGGAACACCUGCAGAAGAUCCAGAGUGCCUACAGCAAGUGCAAGGAGUACAGUGAUGACAAGGUGCAGCUGGCCAUGCAGACCUACGAGAUGGUGGAUAAACACAUCCGGAGGCUCGACGCGGACCUGGCGCGCUUCGAAGCGGACCUGAAGGACAAGCUGGAGGGCAGCGACUUUGAGAGCUCUGGAGGACGAGGGUUAAAAAAAGGUCGAAGCCAGAAGGAAAAGAGAAGUUCCCGGGGGCGAGGCAGAAGGACCUCAGAAGAAGACACUCCUAAGAAAAAGAAGCAUAAAGGAGGGUCUGAGCUCACGGACACCAUCCUGUCUGUGCACCCCUCCGAUGUGCUGGACAUGCCUGUGGACCCCAACGAGCCCACCUACUGCCUCUGCCACCAGGUGUCCUACGGGGAGAUGAUCGGCUGUGACAAUCCGGACUGUCCGAUCGAGUGGUUUCACUUUGCCUGUGUCGACCUGACCACGAAGCCCAAAGGAAAAUGGUUCUGCCCACGGUGCGUGCAGGAGAGGAGGAAGAAGAAACCCUGGCACUGAGCACGGCUGUCCCAGGAGGAGCCCAGGUGACUCUGUGGCUGUGUGCGUGUGACGUGCUGGGCCUGGUGGGACGUGCCACUGGGAGCGGACACUGCCAUCCUUUGCAGCAAGAGGCGUGAGCUGUGCGUGGUCUGCAGUUUCCUGGGCUCCCCGAGCGCCCACACCACCGUGUGCACAUUGUCCAUGCUGAGUGCACAGGUGUGCAGUGUGGCCGGCGUUGCCUCCCUGCUCGGUGUGCUUGGAGCUGGCGGCUGUGCAGGAGGACUCGCUCCUCAGGAGGAACUGCUGGCCAUGCACUGCCCUUAGUCUGGACUGCCGGUUCCUCCCUGCCGUUGUACUGUCUGGAGUCAACGGGCCUGGAUUGACGGACGGGUUGUUAGUCACCAACACCAGCACCACUGAGAGACAGCGUAACAGACGGCUGAUGUUCUUUCUCUGGGAAUUCCAGAUGUUUUUACUGUGAAGAUGAAAUCAUUGUCAUCGCAUGAAGACAGUGGGUCUGUGUGUGAUGUGAGUCUGGUCUACUAAGAGCCGGCUUUGAACCUGCUUCUGCUACACACGGGUCAGCGCCUUGUCUCCCAGGGGCUACGAUUAUGUGAUGUGAUUUGUGAACUUCUUGUGCCACAAUAGCAGUUCUAGAACGGAGCCGGGAAACUGGAGCGUACUUCCUGUUUAAUCAGCAUUCACUGACUGAUUUUGAAUCGUCUUUGGUACUCGCUGGGGACACCGAGUACAUUGGGCAUGUUGAGAUGGCACCUGGAGUGUGGCCUCUGGGAGCCCUGGGUCCUCCAAGAUGCGCCCCACGUGGUUCAGACAAGUUAGGGCUCCUCUGGUCAGCGAGAGAAACCCAGGAGAUGGAGUCGAGGUGUGGAAUGCCCAGCAUCAGAGAAUCUCACCCUUUGUGAGGAGGGUCCCCUGGAGUGUCCACCUGCUUCCUCCGACGUCCUCCUCCGCCACGUCCUCUGCUAGCUUCCAGCGUCUCCCCAGGGAGCAGGGAUGGGGCAGAGGCACUGGGGCAGCUGCACCUCCACAGCCACUCCCUGCAAGUGAGUUAAUUUUUGGCCAAUGAGAGCAGAUGUCAGAGGGAGGCCGGGGUCUAGUUGGAAUCUGCGGUCCUCAGCGGGCGCUACCCUGUGCGGGACGUGUCUGGAUGGCUGUUUUUUCUAGAGCCACCCGAGGGAGCUGGACUUGCUUCCAAAUGACUGCGGGUAGGUUGCUUCAGCCUGCGUGCCCCUUCCCGUCUCGGGCUGGUGGUUAGGGUCGGGGUCAGCAGCUGCCACAGCCUGUCCCUGGUGGGUCCCAGGUGAGUCCCAGGCCCGCUGCACAUUCUCAGUGCCGAUAUCCUCCUGCUGCUCAGGGAGAAGCUGGGGGUACACCUGCAGCUCAGCCCCGACGCGAGGCCUGCACGUAGCCCCUGGGCUUUGUGGAGAGAAGUAAGUCCAGUGAGUCUGCGAUGAGCAGGGUGUGCUGCCUAGUUCUGCCACCUGGUUUCCUGGGGCGACACUCACUUCCUGGGAAUGAUGACCAGCUUGUCUUCAGCUUUGUCUUCAGUUCCAUGUUGUUUUGCUUGUAGCAUCCCAGGUGUCAGCUUUCUGUGCUCAUCUGUUUCUCGUGUUUACUUCUGCCAGUUACAAUGAUUCACCAAAAUAAUGCGCAGCCAGCUCUGAAGAAAACAGAAAACGUGAGCAGGGUAGGAAGGUUCCCUGGGCUGUUUGGAUGAUGACUGAACGCCAUUCCUGACCAUUAAUGCUGUCCAGUUGGAAAGACGAAGAGUGACUGGUUGGGAGGAAUGUCGUGCCACUUGGCCGGCUCUGGCCCUGCAUGGACAGCCGGAGCAUCACAGAGCUUUGCUCCUCACUGCCUGGCUGCCCUCGUCCUGGGGUGGUGCAGGCCGGACCCGUCUGUGCCUGCAGGUCCCACAUCUGAUCCUGGGGACUGUUGGCGCCAACCCCAUCCCUCGGGUCGCAGGAUCUAGGCUGGGCCCAGUGGUGAGGGUUCGGCCCCCAUGGCUGGGAUUACUGGUGAAGGAAGAAAUGUCUUGUUCAGAGGAGAAGCAGAACCAUUUUCCUGUUCUCAGUGCUGUGUUCCCAGCCAGCACUUGAGAAGCCUUGUUUUCUGACAGGACACGUCUGCAAUAAGUCUGCUAAGCUGAGCCCUGCACCUCUGGCUGUGCUGGUGGAGCCCUCCGCUGGGCUGAGGCCUGCUGACUCCCCACUGUGCGGGACGGGCCCGGGCAGGUGGACGCGAGGCGAGGAGUGGCCAGGGCCCUGGGAGCCGGGUGU
This is a messenger RNA of Molossus molossus (Pallas's mastiff bat), 3035 nucleotides long. RefSeq names its product inhibitor of growth family member 5 (gene ING5). Gene Ontology annotation, cellular component: nucleus. Gene Ontology annotation, biological process: positive regulation of apoptotic signaling pathway; positive regulation of DNA-templated transcription. Gene Ontology annotation, molecular function: chromatin binding. The transcript has 9 exons. Lineage: Eukaryota; Metazoa; Chordata; Mammalia; Chiroptera; Molossidae. The record is from RefSeq and is a predicted model, not a curated record. Bases 22 to 753 code for a protein of 243 amino acids.